AUGAGCGCUCAGAAAGCCAUCGCGGGAGUGAGACGUCUCGGUAAGGAGGCGUACCAGUUUCAGUUUACCUCCGAAUUCGAGUACAUCGCGUUGGAAUGCAAGGGGACGUGGAGACCGACGCUGCUGAAAGCCGUGUGGUUCAGAAACCAUCGCAAAGUGGAAUCCAUCCCCGUAAAAUGGGUCACUAGUGAAGACAGAGGACCCAAUGGAGCUUCGGGGAAGGCCAAAUUUAAACCGUCUUUCUCCGUGGGCCUUGUUGUCACCCUCUACAAGGGGAAGGGCAGAGACAGAUUUGAAGAAAAGGAGUACAAAUAUUACAUACAAGACGUGAGUGUAACCAUAGUAACAUGCCAACAAUGCCCCAAUUCUGCUCACCGCAAAGACCUCUCCCUCACCGUCCCCCUCUCCCUCCCCCUCCACUCUCGUUCCUCCUCACCCGGCCGUGAGCUCAGACACAAAGCCAGUCCUGAUACAACCACAAGUUCUGAAGCAGCGAGCAAGUCGACCGGAAAGCCCAAAAAGGACAAAGGAAGGAAAAAAUUGUUUGGGAGAAAGCAUUGUGCCAGCAUCGAGUCAAGUCUGGAUCAUCAUCCAGAGGAACAGCAGCGUGUCCCCCUCUCCCCUACUCCCCCCUCUCCCCUCCCCACCAUCACUGACAGCUCACACAGACCAUGGGAAGAGAUGAACAGCAUGGUGAAAAAGUUGCAAGAAACAGUCACGAAACUGGAGAAUGAGCACAAAAUAAUUCACGCAAGCAUGGAGGGGUUAGAAGAAGAGGUGGGACGUGGGGAAACGGCGGCUGAACUCGCCGAAGAUGGCGUGGAAAUUGAGGACGAGGUUGAAAACGGACGGAGUACGGAGGAAGAGAAGGAAGUAGAAGGUGAAGCUGGUGAGGGUGGUGGAGAUGUGAGUGUGGGAGGAGGAGGGGGAGGAGGUUGGAAGAAGACUCACAUUGCAGGUCUCUACCAACCGCCCACGCACGACGAACUUCGAACUCUGAAGGAGACUCAGAACCUCUAUCAGUCUAACCUCAUGAGACUACAGAUGGCAGAGCUGUUGAGUGAAGUAAAGCCAAGCUUAUCUCGUGGCAGAUUGGAGGACAUUCUGUCCAGUCUGCGUACAACGCUGAUGUCACUUCCCUCCACUUCUACUGUUGACAGCCUGCCGCCAAAGGUCCACUACCCCAUCAAUCUGGACCCCUCGUCCGUGAAGGGAAAGUUCGUUUUCCAUCCACCGCUGGCAGUGAAGGUGGUCGGAAGUUAUCUCCUGAAGACAGCCAUCAAACCGGACCUCAACAUUGACCUUGCUCUCCAGAUACCUCCGGAAUGUCUUCAAGCCAAAGACCACCUCAACUACCGCUACCUCCACAAGAGAGCGCUCUACCUGUCUCACGUGGCCGCGUCUCUCCGGAGGAAGAAGGCGGCGUGCGGUCUGCAGAAGAUCAGUUCUUUAGGUCCCCAGCAAUUCAUUAUAACGAGACUCCACUGUACUGUAUUCACAGGGAGGGCGGAGUCUCGCUACACCAUCAGACUCCACACCACCGUCCCCGAGGCUCCGUGGAAACCGGUCAAACUGGUUCCCGACAGGAACAACCUGCGGCCGCAGCGUUCACUGUGUCAACUGCCACCAGACCUCGUCUCGCUAGUGGCUGGAUCACCUGACUGUGAAUUGAGGUCAUGUGAUGAAUCUGAAUGUACUGAUCUCCCUCCCACUCCUCACUAUAACAGCCUGGUUCUGAGUGAUAUGGGAGGAAUGGAGAGACAUCUGAGCGACGUGUACGCUGCUCAGCAGGAGUGUCCUGCCAUGGCCGACACCGUGGUCCUGCUCAGAGUCUGGGCCAGACAGAGGGGACUCAGCCAGGGCUAUGGAGGGUUUGCAGGCUUCCAUUUCUCCCUACUGUUGGCCCUGCUGCUGACUCAGAGAAAGAUAUCACCUCUCAUGAGCAGCUACCAGAUUCUCAAAGUUGCACUUCAGGCCAUCGCUUCGUCUGAUUGGUCAACCUCUGGUGUUUCCAUGGCUGCACCAGACCCCUCACUGCCAUCUCUCUCCUCCUUCCACUCGCACCACUCGGUCGUCUUCCUGGAUUCCUCUGGUCUCCUGAACCUCCUCUCCCACCUCUCUCUCUCCCGCUACCUCUGGCUGAGACACGAGGCAGCUGUCGGCCUCACCUUCCUUGACGACACGGCCACCGACGGUUUCACCGCCCUUUUCAUGACCCCUGUGUCCUUUGAACUCAAGUUUGACCUCCUGCUUCACAUAUCUCCAGUCAGUGUACUUCACUCCUACUUGACCAGAGAUGCUAACGAAGGGACGCCCCUGCUAUUAGACGGAGGCUGCUGGCCCCUCCCACUAAUUAUGGAAAAACUGCUCCCCGUUCUGAACAAGGGUCUGGGGAAGAGGGUUAAACUUUUGACCUUUAGACCCUUCCAAUCUACACAGUGGUUGGUGUCUAAAGAGCCAGUGUUACCAUGUGACAGUCAUGUGACAGUGGGUGUGGUUUUGGAUUCAGACCACGCCUUCUCUGUACUGGACAUGGGUCCUGCAGCUGACAGCAAACAAGCGGGGGAGUUCCGUGUGUUCUGGGGGGAGAGGUCCGAGCUGCGGAGGUUUCAGGACGGCUCCAUCAACGAGGCGGUGGUGUGGACGGGAGGGAGUGUGGGAGAAAGACGAGGAGUCGUGGCCCAGAUUAUCACUCACCUCCUCCACAGACAUGUUGGAGUGCCAGUGGAGAGUGUGACAUCAUCAGCUGGUGCCCUGAGCCCCCUCCUCUCUCUCCCUCUCUACUCCAACAACUGUGAUAGAGACACCUCCACCAACCAACACAGUCUGGUGCCACUGGCAACGGGGGAGGAAGAGGGAAAGAAGAUUGAAGACGAGUUUGGAGAACUCUCGAAGCAGCUGCGCGGACUGAAGGGGUUGCCCCUGGCAAUCACCUCGAUCCAGGGAGCCAGCCCCGAGUUCCGGCACUGUUCUGUGUUCCCUCCUCUAGCGUGGAACGGGAGGACGCCUCGGAAGACGCUGGCUGAGCCCAGUCCAGAGAACCAAUCAGAUUGCCUCUACCCGUCAUGUGACUCUGCCACGCCUCCAUUCGUACCAGCACUAGAAGUUGUGCUACAGUUGGAAGGGAGUGGGAAGUGGCCAUCUGAACUCACCGCCAUUUCCUCCGUGAAGACGGCCUUCUAUACCUACCUCUCCCGGACUCUCUCUGACCAGUGCCAGCUCCUGUGCUCCCCCACCAAACACCAUCUGGAUGUUCUCAAGAGUGGCUAUGUGUUCAGACUGCGUAUCCACUACCCUCGGGAGCUGUCCAUUCUCAGAGAGACUAUCUCUGCAGCCCAGAGCCACGAGGUGUCUGGACUGAGGAAGACGCUGGCCACCAUGCAGAGACAGUUGGUCGAUCGACCGCUGCUUACCUCCAUACUGCAUGGGUUGUCACUGCAGUAUUCAGCCUUUGGAGUGGGAGCAAGGUUAUGUAAGAGAUGGAUAGCCGCCCACCUAAUGACCAAUCAUCUGGGGGACGAGGCAAUUGAGCUAAUGGUGGCCCGUCUCUUCCUUCAACCACACCCCUUCACCCAACCAUGUUCUCCGGAAACUGUUCUGCUGCGGUUCCUCUUCCUUCUCUCUAUUCACGAAUGGGAGACGGAACCACUCAUAGUUAACCUCAAUAACGAGCUAUCAGUGUCGGAGAUGGCUGCCAUACGAUCAAUGUUCACAUCGCAACGCAGCCAACUGCCUCCCUGCUUCAUAGCCACGCCCCUUCAUCGAGACUCGUCACCUUUGACCUCCCCCUCUCCCUCAUUCCCCGUCUUCCACCGAUUGUGUCUGCUGGCUAAAGAGUCACUCGGUGUUUUAUCCGGCCAGCUCAUCUCCCCUGACCUCCCUACAGCAGACAUCAAGGCACAAGUGUUCCGAACACCUCUGACUGGCUACAAUGUUCUCAUUCAUCUCACCAAGAAACACGUCCCUCUAGCGGCACUGGCUGUUGAUGUCGCCGUGGAAACAGGCUCCUCCCACACCAGAAACUCGUCUCAAAAGGAUCCUACCCACUUUCCCGUCACAGACUUUAAUUCAGUCGAGAAAUACCUCGCUGAAUUGGAAAGAGCCUAUUCAGAGUUCUGCCUGUUUUUCUAUGACAAGUAUGGUGGUCGUUGUAUUGCAGUUGUCUGGAAACCUCAGGCCUUCUCCCCUCAGCCUUUCAAGGUGAUGCAGGCAUUUUGUAAAACUAAGACUGCACCCGGAAAAGGAAGCAAAAAGAAGAAGAAGUCGGAAUGUCUGUUUGUGCCUGAUGCGGAGGCUAUUCUUGCAGACUUUCAGCUAAUGGGACAAGGUCUAGUCACCUCACUGGAGAUUAUAUCUGAACCUCCAGCACUCUGCAGUUAGUUAGCUAUUUGUGAUCAUGUCCACUUUUGACCUGUAAUACUAGUCAUUGUGUACAUUGCGAGCUGAGUGUAAUGGCCUUCAGUUGCCGGCCAC
Geodia barretti is the source of this 4473-nucleotide messenger RNA. Lineage: Eukaryota; Metazoa; Porifera; Demospongiae; Tetractinellida; Geodiidae. The record is from the annotation of a GenBank genome assembly.